This is a messenger RNA of Lodderomyces parapsilosis, 654 nucleotides long. RefSeq lists its product as uncharacterized. Gene Ontology annotation, molecular function: RNA binding. Bases 1 to 654 code for a protein of 217 amino acids. The transcript has a single exon. The record is from RefSeq and is a predicted model, not a curated record. Lineage: Eukaryota; Fungi; Ascomycota; Pichiomycetes; Serinales; Debaryomycetaceae.
AUGUCAGAUCAAAUCCCUUAUGAACAGCAACUCGGUUACUUAGAGGCACGAGUGCAGCAACAAUCCCCGGCACAACAAGAACAGCCGCAACCACAGGAACCAACCGCCGAACAAUUAGAGCAAGAACAGAGACGAUUACAAGAACUCGAUGCUGUUCUUCAUGAACAAGAUCACAACACGUACACCCGACCAAAUCUUGACGCUUCAAACACAUCAGCUAGAUCAUCUAAUGCCCCAUCGGCAGAGCAAUUGGCUGAAGAGAGAAGAGACUCAGAUGCGAGGUCCAUUUACAUUGGUAAUGUAGAUUAUCAAGCAACGCCUUUAGAAUUGCAAGAACACUUUUCACCAGCAGGUAUAGUUAACAGAGUGACAAUUAUGACAAACAAAAUCACUGGACAGCCUAAAGGCUUUGCUUAUAUGGAGUUUAGUGAUGUCGAGGGUGUAAAUGCAGCGGUAAAAGAAUUGGAUGAUUCAGUUUUCAGAGACAGACGUUUAAAGGUAUUACCAAAAAGGACAAACAUCCCAGGGAUUAAUGCUAAUAGAGGCGGCUUUAGGGGCCGCGGGCGCGCUGGUUUUAGAGGCAGGGCUGGGUUUAGAGGACGUGCUGGGUUUAGAGGAAGGGGGCGUGGAGCUCCAAGGUUUAAUCCGUAUUGA